Australozyma saopauloensis is the source of this 705-nucleotide messenger RNA. RefSeq names its product mitochondrial 54S ribosomal protein uL16m. Lineage: Eukaryota; Fungi; Ascomycota; Pichiomycetes; Serinales; Metschnikowiaceae. Gene Ontology annotation, biological process: mitochondrial translation. The coding region runs from base 1 to 705 and encodes 234 amino acids. Gene Ontology annotation, molecular function: structural constituent of ribosome; rRNA binding. The transcript has a single exon. Gene Ontology annotation, cellular component: mitochondrial large ribosomal subunit; ribosome. The record is from RefSeq and is a predicted model, not a curated record.
AUGUGGGCCAGAACGCUAUUCAACGGCUUGAGAGGGCCCAUGCCCCUUGCACAAGCGCGCCCGUCGCUUUUCCUGCUGCUCCCAUCUUCUCCCUUCCAAUCUGCGAUCCCUACCAUCGCCAAAAGAUACACUCACGAAUAUGCUCCAAGAUACAAGAGAAUAAGAAAGCAAUUCAAGGGUAGAGUGAGCGUGCGUACCGGUGGCUCCAUCAAGGGAAACUCUGUAGAAUUCGGUGAGGUUGGCUUGCGUUUGAAGUCCAACGGUGUUAGAAUGUCGGCUCUCCAACUAAAAGAAGCAGACAAAACAAUCACCCGUGUGCUCAGAGGUACUGGUGCCUCCUUGGUGACCCGUUUCAUCUGUAACAUUGCUGUGUGUGUCAAGGGUAACCAGACCAGAAUGGGUAAGGGUAAAGGUGCGUUCGAGUACUGGGCCUGUCGUGUUCCUACUGGUAAGGUGUUGUUCGAGAUCAAAGGAGAUGUGCAUGACCAUGUCUCCAAGAUGGCCUUCGUUGCUGCUGCCAGAAGAUUGCCCGGAACAUUUGAGAUUGUCAACAAGCAGUCGCAGGUGCGUGUGUCGCCAACAGCUGUCAUUGACAAGCCCGAGCCCAUCAACUACUUGGAUGUCAUGAAAAAGAGACCCACCAAGAAAUGGACCAACAUCCAAGAGUCCAAGCGUCCUGAGUAUAUGAUGUUCAGAGGCCGCUAG